GACAAGAGUACUCUGGAUAACACAGCUAUGCAUGGGUAUAUAUAUGUGUGUAUGUGUGUGUGUGUGUCGCGUGUGAACGUAGUCGCACGUUAUUCAUUCGCUUGGCAGCUUGCCGUUCCAAGAUGGAGAGAAAACAACGUCGUGACUGCUCUCGUGCAAGGUGGUUGUAAAUACAGAUCGAAUAGCAUCGAUGAUCCUACUGGUUUUGACGUGAACUCGAAGUUGGAACGCGCAAUGGCGAAAUCCGUGCUGAGUUCGGACACGUUACCAAAGGCAGGUCGCGUUAACGAGGUGUGUCGUGAAUGGUUGGUGCACGAGGAUGGAGCGUUGGCCUAUCGACUUCAAGACGAAGAAAUUAAGGAACAUUAUACUGGUAACAAAGUACGUAAUGCACAGGUGAGAGAAGAUUUGCCACGAGCUAAAGUAGAGCAAGAAUUGGAAGCUUUGAGAUAUCAAAACUAUGUUCAACAACAAGAAGAGAGAGACGCACUUGUCGCCAGACAAAUCGCACUUUCCUUAGAACGAGAAGAAAGACAGAAAGAGCGCGAGCUGCAAGAGUUGAUGAGAUUACAACUAAGGCUUGGGGAUGAAGCUAUGCAACAAGAGAUCGAAAAGCGUGUGCAGGAAGAAAAAGAUGAGGAACUGGCGAGGAAGCUGCAACAAGAAGAGGAGGAAGAUAAUCAUGACGGCCCAGUGGAUGAUCAAUUAAUGCUAGAUCAAAAACUAGCAAUGGAAGCGCAGGAUGCCGAGCUGGCGCGAAUGCUGCAAGAGAAAGAGCGUGCCAAGGCACGUAAAGCACGAGAGAGAGCAAGGCAAAAAAAGUUAGAACGCGAACGUCAACAGCAACAGUUAGACGAGCAGAAUCUAACAGAACGACCACAGAGACCGGAUAGGUUGGACUUAAGGACUCCGCCGGUCAAAAGUCGUGUUCGUCAGCAUAACUCAAAUUACCCUCAAUACUCGGACCCAGAGGAAAUCCAAACGUUAGAUGAUCCUCCGGUCGACGGUGUGAGAGAAGUGGCUAAUGUCGCGACUAUCAUCGAUCCCACUUAUAACGCACAUCGGAACACCUCAAGUAGCUCGAGCAGUACAAUAAGUCCAACUUACGCCUUGCCGACACCACCUCAGGAGCUGAUGCCUGAUGACGUACCCUGUUACAUGCCAAUCCAAGGCCAGCGACGGAAUCAGACUCAAUCCUUGUCUAACGGCCAUGAGGAGAAGCAUAAACGACGCGUUAAAGACGGCUGUAAGCAUCAGUAAAAAAUACCACAAGUUCAAAUCAGUAUUUUCUACAAGAGAUAUUUUAUUUUUCUUUAAUUGCCAUCGAAUGCUACAGUAUUCAGUUUCUAAGAUGUGUCGAAGGAAUUUCAACAGACACAUAUUAACCGACACUAGUAAUGCAUUUAAGGUUUUUCAAUUCUUUUUUUCUGUUUUACGUUAAUAGCGUGUAUAUUCUGCCAUAUCGUUACAUGGUGAUGUAAUUCGCAUUGUGCGAGGCAUAAUGUGCCUUUCUUAAAGGGCAUGGAAAUCAAUGACGGCCUUGAUAUAAAUUAACGAAUUAUUCAAGCAAUUAAGAAAAAUGAUGUUACAAUUGUUGAUUGAUCCGAGCGGAUUGAUUGUACCGUCCUCGAUCUUACAUUUGCAUUUCUCGCGUCCACUUAUUGUGGAAUAUCUCAAGACAUUAGCGAUAAGAAAUGCUUUAUUACAAUAAUACUUGUCAGUAUUAGGAUUUUGGACAUUUUUAGCAAAGAGUAAAAAAAACGACAAAGAUAUCAUAGACAAUCAGAGAAUUUGUAAGAGAUUUAUCGUUUAAAGUUUGAUGCACUUAGACUCGGUGGCGAGUAGAUAGCGACGAUGUACAAAUGUUAAAUGACUGAAAGAGUUUAUUACGGCAACUCUCACAAUUCGUAGAUGAAUCGAACAUACAGAGUGUAACUGAAAUGCAAACGAGCAAGUUGUGAUAAAAGAAUGAUGAAUUCGGUAUAAAUUCUCAUCAAUUUUUCUCGCGAUGGUGUGAGUACAAUGACAUUUAAUAGAGUCUAUCGUGCAAUCGGAAUCACAUAUAACUUGCUCUUAUAGUUUAUAAUCAUAUAUUUCUGCUACACACUGUGUUAUAUACUGGGGUUUUCUUUCUCUCUUUAGGUAAACAGCGGCAUUAAUUUGAUACGUAAUAAUUACGAAUAUUUCACACCCCUUCUAUAGUUAGUAAGGUAGAACGUAAAGAAUGACAACACUGCCAAAGAUAACACUUUAAUGCUGGCCUUUAAACAGAUAGACGAAAGUGUUAAUAAAGAUGGCACGUACACACGUGCAUUAAGCGUACGUAACGAUAUGUACCAACGAGUGUGUGUGUGUGUGUAUGUGUGUGUGUGUGUGUGUGUGUGUGUGUGUGUGUGUGUGUGUGUGUAUGUGUGUGAGAGAGAGCUAAGUAUUGCAAUCUGUCCCGAACAUGAUGCGAACAAGGCUUCAAAAUGUUAGCCAUGUUGCUGAUUGUAAUAUUUCAAAGACAUAUGUUAAAAUACCACAGAAAUGCCACGAAA
Harpegnathos saltator (Jerdon's jumping ant) is the source of this 2540-nucleotide messenger RNA. RefSeq names its product coiled-coil domain-containing protein 50. Bases 28 to 1260 code for a protein of 410 amino acids. The record is from RefSeq and is a predicted model, not a curated record. The transcript has 5 exons. NCBI's taxonomy places the organism in Eukaryota, Metazoa, Arthropoda, Insecta, Hymenoptera, Formicidae.